Molecule: messenger RNA, 955 nt
Organism: Paramuricea clavata
Lineage: Eukaryota; Metazoa; Cnidaria; Anthozoa; Malacalcyonacea; Plexauridae
Source: the annotation of a GenBank genome assembly
AUGGCAGAUCUCGUUCCAAUUUCGAAGAUCCAAAAAUAUAUUCCAGACAUUACUCACUAUAGAGUCAAAGCUGCACGCCAUCACAAGCUAGAGUAUGGUCGUGGAGCACCAGUACCCGAUUCAAGGUCUUCUAGGAUGCGAGUCAGCACCGUUCAGUUGGAUCAUUUCUUGACGUUUAUUACAAGUCCUCAUGUAGUGCAGGAUCUUCCAUUUGGGAACGGCACAUUCCUCUAUCCAAUGGUAAAAUCAUCGAGACACCAAACGUCAUAAGGACAAUGAUAAAACAGCGUAUCAUCACUCAAUACUCACAGUUUUGUUCAGAGACAAGAAUUACAGGGACUGGAUUAUAUAGCUGCUGAAGGAGCCACAGCCUUUGAUGACCUUUUAUCAGUUCUAGAAAAGUUAAUUGAUCAUGGUCUUGACCAUCAUACAGUGCAAAGACUUCAACUGGCCUUGAAGGAAGGAAAACAAUAUCUGAAAACCGAUUACAAGGUAAUAUUGAUUUAUUCAUUCAUUCAUUUUAUUUUUUUCACUUUUUUCAUUCGUAUCCUCAUUCAUUGAAUUAACCAUCUCAAUUAUUUAUUCAUUCAUUAUAAAUCCGUGAAUUCAAUAUAUGUCUAAUUAGUUCGUGAACAAAUGCUUUAAUUUCGUGUAUUCUUUUUUAUUCACUAUAAUAAACAGAAGUACCUUUACAGAAGAAAAUUAUAAAUAAAUUUAUUGUAUUAAUUUUUAAAGGUGCAUGUGAUGCAGGCUUCCACUACUGCAGACCAUUGUCUCUCAUUUGCCCUGAGUGAUUCUAAAGAUAAAAGUCUUACUCAAAAAUGUGAUCACCCACACAAUCAAUUUUGCCAGUGCCUAAAUAAUUUUCGGUACCCAGAUGAUGCAUAUGGUGUCAGUUUUUGGAGGUCUUAUGAUAUUGGCGAAGGGAAAACAUUACCAUGGAGAAAACUUCCUG